AUGCAUGUGCGUAUUGUCUCUGCGCAUCACAUCGACGCAGAAAUUAGGGGUGCACCUGGUGAACCGUGGUGGAGAAUAACAGGGUUCUAUGGUCAUGCAAGGACAGGAGAUCGUGGGGAUUAUUGGCAACUUCUCCGUGAUUUGGCUGAUUUAGAUUCUCUUCCUUGGGUGAUAAUUGGCGACUUUAAUGAAAUACUGAACAAUAGUGAGAAGUUAGGAGGGCCUUUGCGUAGUGAAAGACAGAUGCGGGGUUUUCGUGAUGCAUUGGGAUAUGGUGAUCUUGCUGAUCUAGGGUUUCAGGGUGCAAAGAUGACCUGGUGGAAUUCUGAGACUCAAAUACGUUUGGAUCGAGCAGUUGGUACCUCUACAUGGAGUGACAUCUUUGGUUAUUCAAGGGUGAAGCACUUGUCGCCCAGUGAUUCUGACCACGUUCCCAUUCUGUUACAAGCUAGUUCUAUACCUCUGCCCAAGCGUCCUAAGCGGCACAGUUUUAAAUUCGAGUCCUUUUGGUUGCAGCACCAAGAGUGUGAUCCUCUUGUGUUAUCUAAUUGGAAAGCAGAAGAUGGAGGUGCUCCUAUGUUUGUACUAACAAGAAAGAUCAUUAACACGAGAUGUGCCUUGGAAUCUUGGCAGCAUGAUACAUUUAGACUGCGUCAAAAUCAGAUGGUGGAUAUUCGGAGCAGAUUGGAAGCAUUUUGGAAGCAAUGGGCCAAGGUUACUUGGUUGCAAGAGGGUGAUAGAAAUCCGGGUUUCUUUCACAGGAAGGCAGCUAAUCGGAAGCGUAAAAAUAUUUUGUUGGGACUGUUUGAUCAUGAGGGGCAAUGGAAAGAUGAUGAUGAAGGUAUGGAGAAUAUUGUGACUUCAUAUUUUUCAAAAAUGUUUACUGCCACUGAUCUUGAUGUUGACGCAAUUAAUCUGACCUUAGCGGCAAUUCAGCCGUGUGUUACUAGUGAUAUGAAUCAAAAGCUAUGUGCCCCGUAUUCAGAAGAAGAGGUCAAGUGUGCUUUAUUUCAGAUGUACUCGACGAAAUCUCCUGGCCCUGAUGGUAUGCCUCCAUUGUUUUUUCAGCAUUAUUGGGAGGAUAUUGGGAAAGAUGUUACUGAGGCAGUGCAGAAUCCUGAGAAUAUGGCAGACUUACGACCUAUUGCACUUUGUAAUGUUAUUUACAAACUUUGUUCUAAAGUAAUUGCAAACAGACUGAAGGUUUUCUUACCAUAUAUUAUUUCUCCUUUUCAGAGUGCAUUUGUGCCUGGGAGACUGAUCACGGAUAAUAUCCUAGUGGCUAAUGAAGUAGCUCAUUUUGUCCAUAACAAAAGGGAAGGUCAAGUUGGGUAUAUUGCUUUGAAGUUAGAUUUGAGCAAGGCCUAUGAUCGUAUGGAAUGGGCAUUUUUGCGCAAGGUUUUGGAGAGAUUUGGCUUUGCUUCUACAUGGAUAGAUGUUGUUAUGCAAUGUGUUUACUCUGUGAGGUACUCUUUUCUGGAUAGAGGGAAGCCUAAAGGCCUGGUUAUUCCAACUAGGGGUUUGAGACAAGGGGAUCCAUUAUCACCCUAUCUGUUUCUUAUUGGUGCAGAAAGCUUCUCGGCAUUGUUACAACAAAAGCAACGGUUGGGGUUAUUACCUGGUAUUGCUAUUUGCUCUGGAGCACCAUCUGUCAAUCAUUUGUUAUUUGCAGACGAUAGUAUGCUAUAUGCUCAAGCUACUCCGGAAGCUUGUUUUCAGAUCAAAGAUGUUAUACAGACAUAUGGAAGGGCUUCAGGUCAGGUGGUUAACUUUCAUAAAAGCUCUGUUGUGUUUAGUAAGAAUGUUGCAGAUUGUGAGCAAGAUAGAGUGGCUAAUCUGUUGGGUGUUGAAGUGGUGGAGUCCCAUGAGAGAUACUUAGGUCUUCCUACUUACAUAGGAUGCAAGAAAACAGCUACCUUCCUUUAUAUAAAGGAGAGGUUAGCUGAAAAACUGAAGCAUUGGCAAGGCAAGAUGUUGAGUGGUGCUGGUAAGGAUAUUUUGAUCAGGGUGGUGGCUCAAGCUCUCCCUAAUUAUGCUAUGAGUGUGUUUCAAUUGACAAAGAAUUUUUGUGAAGAUCUUGAGCAUAUGUGUGCUAGAUUUUGGUGGGGGAGUACAGAUGAUAAACGUAAAAUACAUUGGAAGAAAUGGGAUGAUUUGUGUCAUGCCAAGGAAGAGGGUGGCUUGGAAGAACAUGUUACUCCUUCUUAUUCUUGGCGUAGCAUUUUUUGUACUCGAAAUUUAUUGAUUGAAGGUGCUCCUUGGCAAAUUGGGAAUGGAAAUAAUGUUCUCAUGUUGCGGGAUUCUUGGAUUCCUAAUACUAUUACUCAUAAACCACAGCUGUUGGGACCGGUGCAAGAUAAUUUGGCCAAGGUGAAUGCAGAAGCUAUUCUAGCAAUUCCUUUGAGUGCUAGAAGUCCGGAUGAUAGAUUGACUUGGCAUUUGGGGAAACAAGGUAUGUUUACUGUCAAAUCUGCAUAUCGUCAUGCUUUCUCUAAAAAUGCAUCUACUCUUUCUCUUUCUGUUGUGAGUAAUCAAAGAGUGUGGAAGAAUAUUUGGCAUGCCAAGAUCCCUAGCACGGCAAAGGUUAAUGCUUGGAGGAUUUGUCAUAAUAUUCUGCCUACUCUAGACAGAUUGCCAUCAAAGAAUGUUAUUUUAGAAUCUCAGAGUUGUGUUUUUUGCAAUGAGGUGGAGACAAUUAUUCAUCUUACCAGAGAUUGUGCUUUCACUAGAGAAGUGUUGUCUACCAAUUUGCAAAUUGCUGGCAGUUGUUUUGGGGGGGAUUCUGAUCAGAUGGAUGCUCUUAAUUGGUUGAAUUUGUGUGUUAGGAAGUUAUCAAAAAUAGACUAUGAUCAACUCUUGCAUUUUAUUUGGGGAAUUUGGAAAGAAAGGAAUGAUAGGGUAUGGGAAAACAAAAUCACUUUAGCUCGUGAUAUAGCUCUCAUUCCGAGCUCUGGCAAAGCAGCAAUUGGUUUCUUAGUCGGUGACUCUCAAGGGAAUUUUUUGGGAGCAGUGGGGAAGGUAGUUACUCGAGUUCAGUCUGCUGAACAUGUCGAGCUCUUGGCUUGUAAGGAAGCAUUUGGUUAUGUGAUGGAACAUGGUCUAUGUCCAGUAAUUUUGGAGACUGAUUGUUUGGUUUUGAAGCAACAAGUGUGUCAGGAGGAGCUGCAAAAUUAUUCUAUUCUUGGAAGGUUAUAUGAGGACCUCAGACAAGAUUUGAAAGAGGUGAACCAAGUUAGAAUUAUUCAUGCUAGAAGAGAGGCAAACAUGGCUACGCACAAAUUGGCAGCUCAUGCUGCAGAUUUUGAUCAAGCUUUCUUUUGGUCUAAUAUUCCUUCCUUCAUUCAAGAUCGAUGUAAUAGAAUCUAA
Rosa rugosa (rugosa rose) is the source of this 3366-nucleotide messenger RNA. RefSeq lists its product as uncharacterized. The record is from RefSeq and is a predicted model, not a curated record. Lineage: Eukaryota; Viridiplantae; Streptophyta; Magnoliopsida; Rosales; Rosaceae. The transcript is spliced from 6 exons. Bases 1 to 3366 code for a protein of 1121 amino acids. Gene Ontology annotation, molecular function: RNA-DNA hybrid ribonuclease activity; nucleic acid binding.